AUGGAACUGAAAACUUUCAAAAACGUCCGUUAUAAAAUCUUAUUAGAUGCAGCCAAAGGAGUAGAGUACCUGCACACCAACGGUAUUCUCCACAGAGACAUUAAGCCCGGGAAUAUAUUAGUAGAAGAAUUGGAGAAUAUCACCGAGGUGAAUGCAAAAUUGUCUGAUUUUGGGAGUGCGAGAAAUGUGAAUUUGUUGAUGUCAAAUUUGACGUUUACUCGAGGAGUUGGAACGCCUUCGUUUAUGGCACCAGAGAUAUUGAACGGACAGAAAUACUCAAUUGAAGCGGAUGUGGAUGCACUUGGAAUAACUUUCUUCGAAGCGUUUGCGUGGGAAGAGGCUUGUGUGGAUGUGAAAUAUUUUUUUGAAAUAGCAGAACGUGUGUGUAAGGGAGAACGUCCGAAAAAUAAAAAUUUGACUGAAAAAGAAAUAAAAAUACUUGAAAAAAUGUGGGCGCAAAAUAAACAUGAUAGAAUUCCAAUAGAAGAUGUUGUUAAUAUUAUGCAAAUAAUGUUAGAUAAAGUUCGAUAA
Molecule: messenger RNA, 531 nt
Organism: Entamoeba invadens IP1
Lineage: Eukaryota; Evosea; Mastigamoebida; Endamoebidae
Product: protein serine/threonine kinase, putative
Exons: 1
Coding region: 1-531 (176 amino acids)
Biological process (GO): protein phosphorylation
Molecular function (GO): ATP binding; protein kinase activity
Source: RefSeq, a predicted model, not a curated record